AGCCCCACUGCCUGCGGAGACCCUGGUGGCGGCGGAGAGCAGAGAGAACGGCGGUGGCGGAGGACGACCCAGCGUCAUGGCGGCGGCUCCGCCCGGCCCUGACCUGGCCCUGAGGGCACCCGGCUCUCCGCACCGUCUUCCUCCUGUGGCCGCCCCUGAACUCCACUGAGCCAUGGGGGAGAACAGCCCUCGGAAUGUCAUCUACUACGAGGUGGAGGAAGAUGACUUGGCUCGAGAUGACAAACUGAUAAGAUUUGAUGACCGGAAUGGCCUGGCCUCCCCUUCCUCCGGGACAGUCUAUGACAGGACGACCGUCCUCAUUGAGCAAGACCGGGAGCCAUUGGAGGAGGAGGAGGAGGAGGAGGAGGAGGAAGGGCAAGGCGGGCAUCUUUUGCCUUUCUUACAGGAGGAUAGAUUCCACUUGAUGGCUGAUCAUGAAGGCAUCUCCCAGGGCUACGUGCAGCACAUUAUUUCACCAGAUCAGAUCCAUUUAACUAUCAACCCUGGUUCAACUCCCAUGCCCCGGAACAUUGAGGGGGCCACCCUCACUUUGCAGUCAGAGUGCCCUGAAACCAAGCUUAAAGAAGUGAAGCGCUACCAGUGCACGUUUGAGGGCUGCCCUCGUACCUACAGCACUGCAGGCAACUUGCGCACUCACCAAAAGACCCACCGUGGGGAGUACACCUUUGUGUGCAAUCAGGAGGGGUGUGGGAAGGCCUUUCUGACAUCCUACAGCCUGAAAAUCCAUGUCCGGGUGCACACCAAGGAGAAGCCCUUUGAGUGUGAUGUUCAAGGUUGUGAAAAAGCCUUCAAUACACUGUACAGGUUAAAAGCCCAUCAGAGGCUUCACACAGGGAAAACAUUUAACUGUGAAUCAGAAGGUUGCAGCAAGUACUUUACAACCCUCAGUGAUCUGCGGAAACACAUUCGGACUCACACUGGAGAGAAGCCAUUCAGGUGUGACCAUGAUGGCUGUGGGAAAGCCUUUGCUGUUAGCCAUCAUCUGAAGACACAUGUCAGGACACACACUGGUGAGAGACCUUUCUUUUGUCCCAGCAAUGGGUGUGAAAAGGCCUUUAGCACGCAGUAUAGCCUCAAAAGUCACAUGAAAGGACAUGAAAAAGGAUCCUCAUACACUUUAUUCUCCAACAACAAUCUCUCUGAGGAUACAAACCACUCACUCUGCCUGAGCGACUUAAGCCUUAUGUCCACAGAUUCAGAACUGCGGGAUAAUUCAGAUCCAGCACAUGGACAAGACCUGAGUACGAUCUCACCAGCAAGCAUCUUCGAGUCAAUGUUCCAGAGCCCAGAGCCUCCUCCACAUCAGGAAGACUCUCAGCACACAGAUGCCUUGAUGGGAGAUUUUGGUGGUGAUACUCAGCUAGCUCCAGCAGCCCAGCCAGCAUCAGGAGAGACUGUGCCCUUAUCUCUGCCACUUGUUCUCCAGCUUGGCAUCUCUGAGCCUUCCCUCCAAGCACUGCCUCCUGCAUCCACGGGUGCUCAGCCAGCAGCGUACAGCACCCCUGCCAGUCUCCUGCAGCCUCCAGAAGUGCCUCCUUCUAACAGUACACUUUUGGCAGCCAAUCCCCAGGGCUUCCUGCACCACCUUCAGAGCUCUGCACAGCCCACGGGCGCUGGGCUUCCUGGAGUCUCAGAAGUCACCUCUGGACCAGCAGCUGCAGGUGCCCCUGAGGUCCUGCCCAGCAGAGUUCGGACUGUGCCUGUGGGAGGAGGCCCUGCGCUGCCCAGCAAUCCCAGGGUUACCAUUGCUCCUUCACAAAACCCAGCCAUUUUUCAGUCCAGCAUCAUCAUGGGAGAACAAAACCUCCAGUGGAUUUUAAAUGGUGCCACUGGAACACUGCAGAACCAAGAGCAAAUGCCACAGCCUCCUGUUGUAGAGAAGGUCUUCUUCACAACUGCUCUCCCUGUGGCUGGUGGUGCAGGGAGUCCAGUGCAGCAGAUUGGCCUGAGUGUGCCUGUGAUUAUCAUCAAGCAGGAAGAGGUGUGCCAAUGCCAGUGCGCCUGCCGAGACACAAGCAAGGACAAAGCCGGCAGCAAAGGCUGUUCCUCCCUCCUCUUGAAGACCUCGGGGAACCCACUGGCACCAGGGCCACAGGACUUCCCCAGGACGGUGGCCAGUACGUCCACUGUUACUGCUAGCUAUUCGUCUGUGUUGCCUCCUGCUGGCCAGCAGAGCACCCUACUGGGCCACCCGCCUGGCUCCCAGAACCAGUCCCUAAGUGCCAUGGAGGCCUCCCGCUUUCUUUCUCUCCAGACCUUGGAGACGGCCUCUCCUCUCGUUCCCCUUGAACCUCUCUUGCAAGGGGAAGAGAGACUCGCCUUGGGCAACAACUUCCCUUAGGGAAGCCCUGGAAAGCAGCAGCAGCAGAGAUGGCUGAGGGCCAGCUGCCUCGGAGUGUGUCAUGGGAUCCCUUUCUCCCAUGAGGAGACACAGCCAUGCCAGCUCUGCCUCCUUCGUCACUUUGGCUCAUAGCAAUGUGGGCGUAGGAAUUGGUCACUUUGGAAGCAGGGGUGGGCAGGCAGGCUGCACCUUGCUUUCAGGAGGGUGGGACGGAUUGCUCCUAGGCCUGGGGCUGGUUCAGAGUAGGAGCCCUGUAAGCAGGGAGGGGAAAGAAGUCAAUGUUUGUGUGAAAACAGGGAGACGGGGGUGGGGGGGACCUCUCCUGGCAGCAGAAGCAGAGAGGCGUGGAGAUGCCCUCCCCACAGCCGCCUCUGUCUCCUUGCUGUAAAAGGCAAAUGGUGCGCAUCACGAUCAGACUUUGCACACGAGCAAAAGGGCUGCUGGCUCUUUCCUCUUACCGUUCUGCCCUUCUUGGCAACCAAGUGCACUGCCUGGGUGUUUACAUGAAUUCAGGGGCUAAAAGAAUUUGCACUGUUCAGCUUUAUCGGAAUGACUAUCUCGGCAUAGAGCAGCUCUCGCUAGAAAAUGUUCCUCUUAGAUUGGCUGACUUUAGGGGGUUCAGGGAGGUGCUUAGGGGUCUCGGUGUUGGUCCAUUGGAGCAACCCACCUUGGUCUGGCAAAGCAGACUGUCCUUUCUCCAGCAGACUGUUGGGGUGCAGUGAGACAGGCGCCUUUCCUCUUAACUUACUCAGGGUAAAAUCCCAGUGUAGAAUGCCUGGAAGGUUUCGGGGAGUCUCCUUUCUAAAGUUUUGUACAUGUUUUUAUUUUGUCACAUCCGCUGUGUUUGGAUUUUCUAGUAAUCCUCUUUUGUUCCCAGGACAAAGGAUCUUGGCUCAGAAUGCCUGUCCAAGAGCUUUUCUCAAGCCGAGAGGCAGGCAGGGUGGUCAAAAAGCAGAGACGGAAGAAGCAGGAUCAUUGUCGCUGUGAUUAGGCUGUGGAGUGGAGGCGACUGCAAGCCCCCCUGCAGGUUCCCUCCUGGUGCUGCUGCUACUGCUGCAGGAGGUGGACCGGCUGGUUGCUGUUCCUCUGGGAGUAUCUGCAGUUCACUCCCUCCUAAGUUAAACACAGACAAGACCCCCCUGAAUCUCGCCCUGUGCCUGUCAGGAUUGCGUAGUUAAGGUGCUUCUUGUUGGCCUUGGAGAGCUACUCUACUGUCAGUUGGGGUGGGGCUUAGACUAGCAUGUCCCUGCAUGGAUUUUGUUCAUGUUAUAAGAGCAUUCUCUUUGCUUCAUGCUGCCUAUUGGAAAGGUUGCCCCCCACUCCCACCCCUGUGACUUUGGGAGCCAGCUGAUCCUGUGGCUUUGCUUAUGGGCUGAGGGUUGAGUAACUUAAUUGUACCAAGACUCCAGGGAGUGGAGUCCCCAUGGACUUCAUCUCAGCUGUGUAUUGAGGGUAGGAACAAGUCAUCAGAGCAGGGCAAGUGCUCAGUUUCUGGGAUAUGAAUGUCAUCUCUCGGACUUUUCAGCAGUGAUGAUACAAGCUGGGGAAUUCUCUGAUUCAUGAACAUGGAAAUGACUUAAGUUUUAGAAAAACCUGCUCUGAAGUCUAGUGUUUGCUGGCAGUUGCUUCUGCUAUUUAAGUUUAGGUAAGGAAAAUAGUUCACUGGGGCUGUUCUAGUUACACUUACUCACUUGCCUCUGAAAUGCACUUUAGUUCUCUUUCAGCUGGUGGCUGCGAUGUCAUUUGUAAAUAACUGCUCACAGUCCUUGGGUAUUUCUCUCCUUUUGUUCUGAGUAAAGUAUGUGGUGUGCAAAAAAAGUACUUAACUUCAGUGCAAUACAUUUAGCUAGAAGUGUCCACAUGCACUCUGUGAGUGUAGUUAUAUGUAUCUAUAUGUGCGUGCAUGCACACAAGUGUGUUUCUGUGGGAUCGAUGGAAGGGGCACAAAACCAUCUCUGCCCUUUUCUGACAUAUGCAUCUUUAAGCAAAUGUCCAGUCUAUGCAAAACCUCCAUUAGUAGCCUGAGCUGAAAGGACUCGGUCAGAUAAGAAUCUUUCCCAUUUUUGUCACUGCUUGGAGACCUUCCCAGCUGUCCUCCUCCUCACAAGGGAGGGAAGGACCAGGCUGCUCUUUGCUGAUCAUGAAGCUGUUCUGAAAACUAUGCUUCUGCCCUCUGAGUGCUCUGCCACCACCUGCCUGCCUUAUUUCCAACACACCAGGCGUUCCAAAAUUUCAAGGUACCAACAAGAGACAAGUUAAUCUUGGAAGAGAUGGCAGUAACAUUGGUGAGUUCUUAUCUAUUAAAGCAUGGGAAAUCUUGUUUGGAGCAUCUAUUGGCCCAGGAAGUAAAUGCUAUCUCCUAUCAUAUCCUUUGCAUUCGCUUCAGCAAUCUAAAACUAGCAUUUCCUGUUUUUAGCCAAUAUUUCCUGCUAGUGAUGGCUGGUUUUUCAACUUCUGCAUUGUUUAUUGUUUCUGCUUUGGAGUUUGUUCUGCACUGAAAAAUGCCAAGGAAACUGGAUAUAUUUAUAUAUGGUGUGUCUGUGUGUGUGUUUGUGAAAAUGGGUGGAAAUGGUAUGUUAUCCACACUGUGUUUUCAAUAGUGUGCACGCUGGCCAAACCCAGUUUCUAUGCAGCGGACACUUUCAAGUAAAUGCAUUAUAUUUUCCUUAUCACUUGAGUGUUUUAGCUUUUCUUCCCACAUACAGUCUUCAUCAGUAAAGUCCAGGGAAGAACGAUUAUUGUUGAUGUUCUUAUUUUGUAAUGUUAUUUGAAGUUUUUUUUUCUUUUGUUUUGCAGUGUUAUUUCUUCACAAAUACUAAAUACUGGCUUAGAUUAUAUGGGCAAAAAACAAAGCACCAUUCUAUCUAGCCACAGUCAGAAUUUAGGGGUGGAGCUAGAUGUGGGACUCUACUGAAUAUCAGAAAACAGUAUAAGCUUCUCUUCCGCUUUUGGACUAGUCCAAUUUAGGAUUAAGGCAUACCAGGAAAUAGAUAUUUCCCAUUGUUCCGAUCAUGAAAGUUUCAAACGCAUCUUUUCCUGUUGGGCAGAAAAACAUCAACUUGUGCAAGAUGGAGGGAGAGAAAACGCUUUAGUUGAAGAGAAGUGGUUUCCUUCCUUUUUUUUCAGCAGGCACUUUUCCACAAAGAACAAUUGAUUGCUUCCUAAAGUAAGGAGCCUAGAGAUUCCAAAGGUUCUCAGAGAUCAUUUUUGAAAGUGCCUUCCUGGGUUCCCUUCACUUUUGGACUGUGAUCUAAAUCUUCAUGAUCAGACUGGCUGGGUUUCAUGAAAGGUUUAGCCAGUUUAUGAAAGGCUUAACCAUUGCAAUGCACAACUGCUACAGUUUGGUUAGUCUUAAAUUUUGUAAUUGAUCAGCCUAUUGUGUUAAUUCAUGAUUUGAGGUGGUCUGUGAAUUGGGUGAAAUAUCAGGUUAUGCAUGUUGUGGGAACCCUGCCUCGACUAAACUCCACAACCUCAGAGGUGGGGAGAAUUUGAAGUAACCUGUUUCUCUCAGGAGUACCUAUAUUAUGCUUAAGCACAUUUAGUUUAACUUUGAAACCUGGGAUCAAAUGUCUGUGCAUUGAGUGAUGUGAAGAUGCUCACUAUAGGUACAGUACUUCCAAAGGAAGAGCUUUCCAAACACCAGAAGAAUAAACAAAGUUGUAUUUUUGAAGAAUGUAAAAUGUGAAAUAGGGUUUGCUACCUGCUCCCGUUUG
Molecule: messenger RNA, 6075 nt
Organism: Notechis scutatus (mainland tiger snake)
Lineage: Eukaryota; Metazoa; Chordata; Lepidosauria; Squamata; Elapidae
Gene: MTF1
Product: metal regulatory transcription factor 1
Biological process (GO): regulation of transcription by RNA polymerase II
Cellular component (GO): nucleus
Source: RefSeq, a predicted model, not a curated record